AUGGUUGAGUUGGGCGGUGCUGGUGUGCUGCUCUCAGCUAGCAGUUUUUCAACAUCAAAAGAAGUAUCAGAAAAGUCUAAAGUGUCCAAACUUCUUGCCACUGAAGGAAUCAAGAAUGAGGCCGUUUCUGACAAGGGCGUGAAGAGACACAUUCCGUCGUUUGGCGGCGGUCACUCUGUUGGAUUCUCGUCCCCAGGAAUUAGUCUGGGACACUCGAUCGGAUAUUCUGGAGCUGGUAUUGGAAUAUCCUCUGGAGGCUUUGGUGGUGGAAUCGGUGGAAUUGGUCUGGGUGGCGGCGUGGGAGGAGGAAUCGCUACAGGACCGGCCGUCGCAUCUGUUGCAGCAGCACCAGUAGCAGUCGCCCCGGUGGCAGCAGCUCCCGUGGCAGUUGCUCCAGCAGUGCAAACAUCAGUUAACAUAGAGCCCAACCCUGUAAUUCUUCGUCAAGAAGUACCACGUUACAUCACCAGGACCAUCACGCGCGACGUCCAGGUGCCGGUACAAGUACCCGUGCCAGUCCCUGUGGACCGUCAAGUUCCCGUCCCUGUGAGGGUCCCUGUGCCUGUGACUGUGGUUAGGCCUGUACCUUACCCAGUCGUGCAGAAAGUCCCAGUGGAGGUCACAAGGCAGGUGCCUGUGUACUAUGAGAGGAAAGUGCCAUACCCUGUGAAGGUUCCCGUGAAUGUGCCAGUCCCGUAUCCUGUGACUGUGGAAAAGCAAGUGCCAGUCGACAGGCCGGUGUACGUUGACCGCCAAGUGCCAGUGCCACACCCUGUGUACGUAGACCGGCCUGUGCCCGUCCAGGUUCCCGUGCACGUCGACAGGCCUGUGCCUGUUCCCCAACCUGUGGUUGUGGAUAGACCCGUACCUGUGCCUCAGCCGGUAGUAGUUGAGAGAAGAGUCUCCGUACCAGCAGUAGCUGCUGUGCAAGCUGUCUCUACAGUCCCCGUGGCAUCAUCUCUAUCUUCCGUGGCCCUAGGUGCUGGUUCUAUCGGCCUUGGUGGGAUUUCGAGUGGUAUUGGCAUUUCUGGGGGCUAUGGCAGCGGAUACGGUAGUGGCUAUGGCAUUGGAUAUGGCAGUGGUUAUGGUAUCUCAUCGGGCUACGGAGGAGGUUUCUCCAAGACAAUUUCGUACAACAGCAUUGGUCACCACUAA
Spodoptera exigua (beet armyworm) is the source of this 1155-nucleotide messenger RNA. NCBI's taxonomy places the organism in Eukaryota, Metazoa, Arthropoda, Insecta, Lepidoptera, Noctuidae. The record is from the annotation of a GenBank genome assembly.